GCAAGAGGCGGCCAUGGAGAGCGUUCCUCCUGUACGGCCCGCCAGGCACGGGCAAGUCGUAUCUGGCCAAAGCCGUCGCCACGGAGGCCGACUCCACCUUCUUCAGCAUCUCAUCGUCGGACCUGGUGUCCAAGUGGAUGGGCGAGAGCGAGAAGCUGGUGGCGAAUCUGUUUCAGAUGGCGCGGGAGAGUGCGCCCUCCAUCAUCUUUAUCGACGAGAUCGACUCGCUGUGCGGCCAGAGAGGCGAGGGCAACGAGAGCGAGGCGUCACGGCGCAUCAAGACAGAGUUCCUCGUUCAGAUGCAGGGUGUGGGCACGGAGGACAACAAGGUGCUGGUGCUCGCUGCCACCAACACGCCGUACUCCCUCGACCAGGCGGUGCGUCGGCGCUUUGACAAGAGAAUCUACAUCCCACUACCGGAUGUGAAGGCCAGGCAGCACAUGUUCAAGGUGCAUCUGGGAGACACGCCCUACAGCUUGUCAGAGAAGGACUUUGAGGAGCUGGCUCAGAAGACAGAUGGAUUCUCGGGGUCGGAUAUAUCAGUCUGCGUGAAGGAUGUCCUGUUUGAGCCUGUUCGGAAGACGCAAGAUGCCAUGCAUUUCAAGAAGGUGCCGAAAGACGGGGACGUGUGUUACAUGCCGUGUGGACCACGGGAGCCAGGCGCCAUUCAGACCACCAUGGAGGAGCUUGCAGCGCAGGGGCUGGGGGAGAAGAUUGUUCCUCCACCCAUCAUGAAGUCUGAUUUUGACAAGGUGUUGUCACGACAGAAGCCAACAGUGAGCAAAGACGAUUUAAAGAUUCAAGAGAAGUUCACAGAAGAGUUUGGAGAAGAAGGCGCUUGUUCACUCAAGCCGGAUCACGAGUCGCCUGGCGCCAGCGGCGGAGUUGGCGCUGCACGGCUCAGUAGCAUAUGGCUCGGAUCUCGAAACAUUUCUGCUGCCCGGAACCUGGCUCCGGGAACUAUCGUUUCUUGCCCGGCGCCAGUGGUGCUGCCACGUGGCGUAGCGCGGUUUGUUGUGGUGGCGACGGCUGGUCAGACCCCAAAGGCAGUGUCGGGCGAUGCGGUGGUGGCGGAGAGCAGCGAGUCAGCCCCGUCUGCCUCGUCCCAUGCACGUGCGGUCACCCACUUCUACCGCCACCCACUCCUCUCCGACGCUGCCACAGACUCGCUGCUUCACAAGGUCCAGGAGAAGGUGUCGGCUGACGUCAUCGGCAUCCGCACGGAGCAGUGCUUCAACGUGGAGCUGACGUCACCUCUGGAUGCAGCACACGAGGCGGCUCUGGUGUGGGUGUUAUCUGAGACGUACGAGCCUGAGAAGCUCACCCGGGAGUCUGUUUUUAGCGCUGGCGCUGCAGCGGAGGGGGAAGGGGAGGGAGAGGAGGAGGAGGAGGUGGUGGUGGUGGAGGUGGGGCCUCGUUUGUCGUUUACCACGGCCUGGUCGACAAACGCUGUCUCCAUCUGCCGCUCCUGCACCCUGGAGCAGGUGACUCGCAUCGAGCGCUCUCGCCGCUACGCCCUGCAGCUGGCGCCAGGGGUGGACGCUGCAGCUGCCUUUACGGAGGAGCAGAGGGCGGCGUUUGCAGCGCUGGUGCACGACCGCAUGACAGAGUGUGUGUACGAGUCGCGGCUUGAGACGUUUGUCACGGACGCUGCUCCCGCGCCUGUCGUCCGCAUCCCAGUUAUGAAGGAGGGGCGCAAGGCGUUGGAGCAGGUCAACAAGGACAUGGGGCUGGCGUUUGAUGAGUGGGAUCUUGAUUACUACACGCGUCUGUUCCGUGAGGACAUUGGCCGGGACCCGACCAACGUGGAGCUGUUUGACAUCGCACAGUCCAACUCCGAGCACAGCCGCCACUGGUUCUUCAAGGGCGAUUUGACAGUGGACGGACAGAAGGGCGACCUGACAGUGGACGGGCAGAAGGUGCAGCACACGCUGAUGGAUCUGGUGAAGGACACGCUGACUGCCAACCCCAACAACUCCGUCAUUGGCUUCAAAGAUAACUCCAGUGCCAUCCGUGGUCGUGUGGUGUCCGCCAUUCUGCCCGAGAAUCCCGGGAAGCCAUCAAAGCUGGCGCCUGAGGAGCGGGAUUACGAUAUUCUCUUCACUGCUGAGACGCACAACUUCCCCUGCGCUGUGAGUCAGCGUCGUAUCUUCCCUAGGACCCGGGUGGCACCAUUCCCUGGGGCCGAGACGGGUGCGGGGGGGCGGAUCCGUGACACGCACGCGACAGGUGUCGGCUCGCUAGUGGUCGCUGCUACUGCUGGUUAUUGCGUGGGCAACUUGCAGGUCAGUGCAAGCUGGGGAGGGGGAGGGGAUGUUGGGAUGGAGGGGCAUGCAGCGCCCUGGGAAGACACCUCGUUUGUGUACCCUCCCAACCUUGCUCCACCGCUCCAGAUUCUUCUUGAUGCCAGCGAUGGUGCGUCAGACUAUGGCAACAAGUUCGGGGAGCCGCUCAUCCAGGGCUAUACGCGCACGUUCGGGAUGCGGCUGGCGAGCGGGGAGAGGCGGGAGUGGCUGAAGCCCAUCAUGUUCAGCGGGGGUAUCGGGCAGAUCGACCACCGGCACCUGGUGAAGGAGGAGCCAGACGUGGGCAUGCUCGUGGUCAAGAUCGGAGGCCCGGCAUACCGCAUUGGCAUGGGCGGAGGUGCGGCCAGCAGCAUGGUGUCUGGCACGCGGGACGCAGAGAUGGAUUUCAAUGCGGUGCAGAGGGGUGACGCGGAGAUGGCCCAGAAGCUGAACCGCGUGGUGCGCACGUGUGUGGAGCUGGGCGACAAGAACCCCAUCCUCAGCAUCCACGACCAGCUGGGCGAUAGGAACCCCAUCCUCAGCAUCCCCGACCAGGGCGCGGGAGGCAACUGCAACGUGGUGAAGGAGAUCAUCUACCCACAGGGGGCGGAGAUUGACGUGAGGUCGAUCGUGGUGGGCGAUGAAACCAUGUCUGUGCUCGAGAUCUGGGGCGCCGAGUACCAGGAGCAGGACGCCCUCCUGGCGCGGCCUGAAAGCGAGGCACUGCUGCGGUCAAUCUGCGAGCGAGAGAGGCUCUCUAUGGCUGUCAUUGGAACCAUCAGUGGUUCCGGCAAGGUGGUUCUAUUCGACUCCAGGGAGCAGCAGGAGGCGGCAGCGGCAGGCCACGCCCCUCCCCUCCCAGCAGUGGACCUCGAUCUCGACAAGGUGCUGGGCGACAUGCCCAGCAAGCGAUUUGACUUCGUACGGAGCACGGAUGAAAGGGAGCCUCUGGAGCUGCCUCCAGCGCUGACCGUGGCAGAGGCGCUCAAGAGGGUGCUCAGGCUGCCUUCCGUUGCAUCCAAGCGCUUCCUCACCACCAAGGUGGAUCGCUGUGUCACGGGCCUCGUGGCGCAGCAGCAGACCGUGGGCCCGCUGCAGAUCACCCUUGCUGACGUGGCAGUCAUUGCUCAGACCCAUACAGGCAUCACGGGAGCAGCAUGCGCCAUCGGGGAGCAGCCAAUCAAGGGCCUCAUCAAUCCAGCAGCCAUGGCGCGCAUGGCAAUAGGGGAGGCUCUCACCAACCUUGUGUGGGCCAAGGUCACAGCGCUGGAGGACGUGAAGGCGAGUGGCAACUGGAUGUAUGCAGCCAAGAUGGGCGGCGAGGGGGCAGCCAUGUACGACGCUGCAGUGGCGCUCAAAGAGGCGAUGCUGGAACUGGGAAUUGCGGUUGACGGGGGCAAAGACAGCCUGUCUAUGGCAGCUACGGCGGGGGGAGAGACAGUGAUGGCGCCUGGGAACCUGGUGCUGAGCGCGUAUGUCACGUGCCCAGAUAUCACCCUCACUGUCACGCCCGACCUCAAGCUCCCAGGCGAAGGUGUGUUGAUCCAUGUGGACCUGAGCGGAGGCAGCAGGCGCGUGGGUGGGUCGGCCCUCGCCCACGUGUACGACCAGAUAGGCGAUGAGUCACCGGAUGCUGAUGUGGCGCUGCUCAAACGUGGCUUCAAUGCCGUGCAGGAUCUGAUUGGUCGGCGUCUGGUCUCCUCAGGGCACGACGUGAGCGACGGCGGCAUCAUCACAGCCAUUCUCGAGAUGGCCUUCGCAGGCAACACGGGGGUCACUGUCGACCUGCCCUCGCCUGCUGCUGACACACACGAAGGGGAAGAGGAGGAGGAGGUGGAUGUGUUUGGGGCGCUCUUUGCGGAGGAGCUGGGGCUCGUCAUCGAGGUGGCGCCGGCCAAUCAGGACGAAGUACUGCGCACGCUCUCCGCCGCCCAGGUUCCCGCCACCGUCAUUGGCCAAGUCACAUCCCCCUCCUCCUCCGCUCCUGCCUCUCCACCGCUCCUCUCGGUGGCGGUUGCGGGGGUGCCGGUGCUAGAGGGGGAGUCGAUGCCAGCCUGGCGGGACGUGUGGGAGGAGUCGUCUUUUCUGCUGGAGCAGAUGCAGCGAACCGAGACGUGUGCUGUGGCUGAGAUGGAGGGGCUGAACCACCGCAAGGAGCCCUCGUGGAAGCUUCCUUUCACCCCGAGCAGGACUGCACAUGAGCUCAUGACCGCCACCACGAAGCCCAAAGUGGCUGUCCUGAGGGAGGAGGGCAGCAAUGGCGACCGGGAGAUGGCAGCAGCGGUGUGGGCAGCGGGCAUGGAGCCUUGGGAUGUGACUGUAUCGGAUCUGCUUCAAGGGCGGGCUCGGCUGGACGAGUUCAGGGGAAUCAUCUUUGUGGGCGGUUUCAGCUACGCGGACGUGCUGGACUCAGCCAAGGGGUGGGCGGCGGCGAUCCGGUUCAACGCGGGGCUUAAAGCCCAGUUCGACGCGUUCUACCAGCGGGAAGACACGUGGAGCCUGGGCGUGUGCAAUGGGUGCCAGCUCAUGGCGCUGCUGGGAUGGGUGCCUGGCCCAGACGUGGGCGGAGUGAUGGGCGAGGGAGGAGACGCAGUGCAGCCGCGCUUUGUGCACAACGAGUCGGGGCGCUUUGAGUGCCGCUUCUCCACCGUUCAGAUCGAGGAGUCUCCUGCUGUCAUGCUCAGGGGCAUGGAGGGCACGAGGGUGGGCAUCUGGGUGGCACACGGGGAGGGCCGAGCGCUCUUCCCCUCGGAAUCCCUCUUCCAAUCCGUCCUCUCCUCCAACCUUGCUCCCAUCCGCUACUGCGACGACGACGGCGCCCCCACCGAGGCGUACCCGUUCAACCCCAACGGGUCCCCCGCGGGGAUAGCCGCGCUGUGCUCUCCCAAUGGAAGGCAUCUGGCGAUGAUGCCGCAUCCGGAGAGGUGUUAUUUGAUGUGGCAGCUGCCGUGGGCGCCCAAGGAGUGGCGGGAGGGCAUGGAUGCGAGUGGGCCUAGCCCGUGGCUGAAGCUGUUUCAGAACGCGCGGGAGUGGUGCGCGGAGCAUCCUCAGUAG
Messenger RNA from Closterium sp. NIES-65, 5339 nucleotides. NCBI's taxonomy places the organism in Eukaryota, Viridiplantae, Streptophyta, Zygnematophyceae, Desmidiales, Closteriaceae. The record is from the annotation of a GenBank genome assembly.